This is a messenger RNA of Paramisgurnus dabryanus, 2303 nucleotides long. It is a transcript of the gene slc25a39, whose product is annotated as solute carrier family 25 member 39. Lineage: Eukaryota; Metazoa; Chordata; Actinopteri; Cypriniformes; Cobitidae. The record is from RefSeq and is a predicted model, not a curated record. Gene Ontology annotation, cellular component: mitochondrion. Gene Ontology annotation, biological process: mitochondrial transmembrane transport.
UCAUCCGCCAGAGGGUGCAGUGUAACUUGUGUGUUUCAUUUACAGCUGCUCACAGUCAAACGCACAGACAGCGAGCAUUGCAAGGUCGCCAUUCAGUAUGGCAUAUAGGGAACAAAUGCACAAACAGACGGCCUCCGGUUUAGAUUAAAGGUAGGCUGGCAGGAUGGGGGAAGGACCUGCAGCCAGACCUUCGGCUGCUAUUACGCCUGUGCAGCAGAUGCUGGCAUCUGGCACUGGGGCAUUACUAACAUCUCUUUUCGUCACACCGUUGGAUGUGGUGAAGAUCAGACUUCAAUCCCAGCAAGCUCCCCUCCAUCAAGCCCUAGCAGGAGAUUCAAGGCCCUGGACUGGGGUCAUUCGGCCGUCUAAAUGGAAAUGUUUUCUCUAUUGUAACGGGCUGAUGGAUCACAUCUAUGUAUGUCGGAAUGUUUCGGCCUGCUCUAGUUGGUACAAAACCCCCACCCACUUCAGUGGGACUUUGGAUGCAUUUGUGAAGAUCACACGCCAUGAAGGUCUCAGGUCUCUGUGGAGCGGACUUCCCCCCACACUUGUGAUGGCGGUUCCUGCCACAAUCAUUUACUUCACCUGUUACGACCAACUGAGAGACUUCCUGCGUUAUGGCAUGGGCUAUCAGGGUGACCAUAUCCCUUUAAUAGCAGGAGGGCUAGCCAGAUUGGGAGCAGUGUCUGUGAUCAGUCCUCUGGAGUUAGUCCGGACUAAGAUGCAGUCUCGCAGGCUUCCCUACAGUGAGCUGGUGGUGUGUAUCCGCUCAGCUGUAGCUCAGGAUGGCUGUCUGUCUCUCUGGAGAGGUUGGGGACCAACUGUUUUGCGGGACGUGCCCUUUUCCGCAUUAUAUUGGUUUAACUAUGAGCUGGUGAAGGCACAGCUGUGUGAGAAAUACAGGGCACCACAGACCUCUUUCGCCAUCAGUUUUACAGCAGGGGCCAUAUCGGGAACGAUCGCUGCAAUUCUGACCUUGCCAUUUGACGUUGUAAAAACACGCCGGCAAAUCCAGCUCGGAGAACUGGAGGCUCGCGAAGGAGUCUCUGUGAAGAAACCAUCCUCUACAUGGAACAUAAUGAAGAAUAUCUGGACAGACAUGGGAUACAGGGGAUUGUUUGCAGGAUUCCUUCCAAGAGUGAUUAAAGUAGCUCCUGCCUGUGCAGUCAUGAUCAGCACUUAUGAGUUCGGGAAGACUUUCUUUCAGAAGCGCAAUUUGGAUCAGGCAAGGUGUGGAGUCUGAGGUGGCCAAGAGGACCUGCAGUUUUCAUUCUUCACUAUUAAACACUAAACUCAGGACCAAACUAGGAAAGCAGGAGCUAUACACUGAAAACGCUUCUGUUCUCCUGAGCAAAAGAGAGAGACUUCUCCUUUUCAACAUGACUUUUGCAAACACUGAUGACUUUAUUCCAGCGUUGUUGGCUGAUGUGCCUACACAUUGGCAUAAGGAAUCAUACGCUAGAAAAUUUUAAGUGAUACCUUGCAUCUGAGUCCUAAGAUGCAAUGAAUAAUGCACAAUGUUUCCCUGUGAUGCCUUAAAUGGGAAUGAAACCAAAGCAUGCUGGCAGGAAGACUACCUUCUGAUAAUUCCCACUAAUGGCUACCAGUUGGUUUUGACAUCCAGCUUGUAUCUGCAGUGCAUGACUUGAAGUCUCUCUUAUUAAAGACACUGUGAUGCCCUCUGCUGUUUAUGUUUAAGAAACGUCAGACAGAAUGGAUGAAACACUGAUUACAGAGCUUUAGGCUCUUCAUGUACAGCAGGACUUGCUCUUUGGUCUAAUAAAAGCAAGUCUGAUUUUACUAAAUCACAAAACUUUGCAUGGGCACUGUAUGCAAAAAAAAAACCUUGAGAAUGUAAUGCAUCUUUUCAGGACAGGCAAGUUCUCGCUCAUCUAACAAUGUAAACAUACCGUUGAUCUGACAUGAUACACAUUUUGACUAAUAAAAUAAAUUUUUAUUAUAAAACCUCAGUUUAAGCUUAAACAAGGUGGUAUACAUCACUUAUGUAUUCAGUUACUAUACCUAAAGCGUACUACGUAAUUCAGUCAUAGGAUUUCAUUUCAGAGUAAAUGUGACAGUGUACAUGAAAGAAAAAUGGACAUGCCCGAAACAGCACUUCAAGUAAAUCAAUAGGAUCUUUGAUUUUAGGGGUGCAGCAAUGCCAGUUUAGUUUGAAAACUUUAUAAACUUAAGUUUAUUUGUUUUAUAUGUCAUGGAAUUGGUGUGAGAAUUUGUUUUAUAGAUUCUUUGUUAUUUUGUUAAAACACACUUGAAUGUAAAGAAUAAACAUUUUAAAGACAUCA